Postia placenta MAD-698-R-SB12 is the source of this 1266-nucleotide messenger RNA. RefSeq lists its product as hypothetical. Bases 1 to 1266 code for a protein of 421 amino acids. The record is from RefSeq and is a predicted model, not a curated record. NCBI's taxonomy places the organism in Eukaryota, Fungi, Basidiomycota, Agaricomycetes, Polyporales, Adustoporiaceae. The transcript has 6 exons.
AUGUCCGCAGAUCUGACGCCGUACAACGUCUCCUUCACCGACCAGUCUGCCUUCCUCCGUUUCUUCCCUUAUCGUGAUGGCCCGACAGAUACCCAGUGGAACGUCACUUACUCUCGCAGCUCACAAUCGGCAUGGACGUACGACAGUAAUUUCGGCGACGGCACGAGCUCGCAUGUCACGACGCUCAAAGACGCGUAUAUCCUGCUCGAUUGGGCAGGCACCGCUGUAUGGUUGCGCGGGGUGGCCGCCGCGGGAUCGUACACGGUGCAGCUCGAUGGCGGGGCGAUCGUCGAGGGUCAAGGCGCGCAAGACGGCAUACUCUUCGAGCAGUCGAGCCUCGCAUACGGGCUGCACCAGGCCAUCCUCGUGGUGGUUGAAGGAGAGGUCUCGAUCACCGGUGCCACGAUCACAGUCGGCCUGGGCAGCAGCGGCACAAGCGUGCAGACGCGUACCGUCCCUGCCGUGUUCCCAAACACCUCCGCGAACCCGUUCUUUGUCACGGACGAUACAUAUGCUCCGACAACGCUCUACGCCAAUCAGAGCCAGCCGUAUGCCGUGCUCGCGACAUACACAUACGGCAGUGCCCUUGCGUUCUCCAUCUCCGGCGCAGUGAGCUUCGAGCUCUACGGCAGCGACGACUGGACGCAGGGCCUCUUCACAGUCUCGGUGUCCACCGGGGGCGACGACGCGAUUAGCACGUUGCCGAGCGCGAGCAUCCAAUACAGCCCGCGGUCACGUUGGACGGCGCUCGCGCAGAUGAAGUAUGUCGCGGCGGGCCUGGACGAGACACAAACAUACCAGGUCGAGGUACAGAACCUGGGCAACACCUUCAACCUGGCGGAGCUCGUAGUGUACGAGGCAGUCACAAGCGGGUCUGGCACUACGACGGCGACUGCGGUGGUGACAGCGCCAGCGGUGUCCGGUUCGCCAAUCGCGGCCGAGAGCAGGGGGUCGUCUGUCUCGGGCAACGUCGCCGGGAUUCUGAUCGGGGUGUUCAUCGGGCUGCUGCUCAUCCUCGCGCUACUGUCGUCCCUGUGGUACUGGCGCAGGCGGCGUCAGCGGCGGCGGCGCGACGAGCAUACUGCGUCUGACUCAGACAGCGAACCUGUCACACAGAUGCAUGCGACGGAGACCUCGUGGCCUGUAUCGGUGUUCCAACCAGGCAGAGUGGAGUAUGGUAGGUUGGAGCCGAACAGACUGGGGACAAGCAGAGCUUUGGAUCCCAUUCAGGAAUCUCAUGACGAGAUCAUGGUUGUACCACGGUAG